GUGGGUUUGGACUAUUACAAAUAGAUAAUAUACGUCACAUAGUCUUUAAAGUUGUAGAUUCGAUUCAUAUCCUUGAAUUGGAGUUUGGGAGAUCUCGGCUCUUAGAGGUUUAGUUCGAUUUGAGGAUUAACGUUGGAUCGACAUGUUUUAGAUAUAAGCUGAAGUGGUGGGGAUGUUAUGGUAUGGUGCAGGCCACACAGCUGGAAAAUAUGACUCAACUUAUUCCAUCUGUUGCCACCUUAAAAACAACUAAUAAGAGUUUUAGAUUUAUGUCUGAUUAAUUUUAAGGAAAUAAAAAAAUUAAGGAAAAAUAAAAAACUAUUUAAGGCAUUUAGCGUAAAUAAGGACUAAUUUUCCAGCGUGUUUUCCGUUUCUGGCUUUACCCUAAUUCUGCUCUCAUAUAUUGAUAAUUAACUCAAUAAAAACUGAGCCAUUCGAUUUCAAACUCAGGGAAGAGAGAUUCUCUCUGAGAAGAUUGAUUUGCAGAAAACUUUUCUGCAAAUCAAUUCCAUCAGAUCUCUCUCCCUCUUUUAAUGUCUGUUCCUCAAUCUCCUGACCUUUCUUCCGACGUUAAUGGCUUCCACACCGAUGACCUUCUUCAUGAGGCUGCCUUCGCCAGCCGUGGCUGCUGCUUCUGGCUUCCUUGCCUGAGGUCUAAUCCAUCGAAGUCCUGGUGGGAGAGGAUUAGGGCUGCCGAUAAUGACGACGAGUGGUGGCUUCGAGGCUGGAAGAGGUUCCGCGAUUGGUCCGAAAUCGUUGCCGGCCCUAAAUGGAAGACGUUCAUUCGUCAAUUUCACAAGAAUCGCCAUCGCCAAUCUACUUACCGUUACGAUCCGCUCAGUUACGCUCUCAACUUCGACGAAGGUCCAGCUCUCGACGAUCCUUUCAGUGAGGACUUCAUGCGCCGCGACUUCUCCAUGCGAUUCGCCUCCAUUCCGGCCUCCGCCAAGUCGUCCAUGGACCUCGGCAAGGAUGGACCGUCCUUCAUUUGAUUCUGGAUGGAUAUAAUCAUGUGGCUCUGGAACCUCCGUGUGUUCGAUUGCUUCUCGCCGCAACCGCCGUGCGCGGUGGUCGGAGGAGGAGGAGGAGCGGAGGGGGUAUUUGCUUUUCGGGGAAGCGGGGAUUGUUAACAGUGGGGGUUAAUUUGUGGCCAGCGUUACAAUCUAAAAACUCGAUGAUUUAUUUA
Molecule: messenger RNA, 1186 nt
Organism: Cucurbita moschata (crookneck pumpkin)
Lineage: Eukaryota; Viridiplantae; Streptophyta; Magnoliopsida; Cucurbitales; Cucurbitaceae
Exons: 1
Coding region: 534-992 (152 amino acids)
Source: RefSeq, a predicted model, not a curated record